CAAUGGCACCCUGGACACUGCCUCUGUUGCUGCCGCUGCUGACGGUGGUGGUCUGGCCUCUGGCAGUACAGCCUGCGCCCCCCACCUGCUACUCCCGGAUGCUGACCCUGAGCCGUGAGAUCAUGGCUGACUUUCAGAGCCUGCAGGCUUCAGAACCUGAGGAUUCAUGUGUGAGGUACUUGCCCCGGCUCUACCUGGAUAUCCAUAAUUACUGUGUGCUGGCCAAGCUGCGGGACUUCGUGGCCUCCCCUCAGUGCUGGAAAGUGGCCGAAGUGGACACUCUGAAGGACAGAGUGCGGAAGCUGUAUACCAUCAUGAACUCCUUCUGCAGACGGGACUUGGUGUUCCUCUCGGAUGACUGCCAUGCUUUGGAAUACCCGAUCCCCGAGACCACGACUGCUCCAGACCAGCACAGCUAAGAAAGCAGGUGGACCAGAAGACUGACCCAGAGACCUGAAGCUGGGUCAGCUGUUCACAGCACAGCACAGCACCCCAGGCCUCCCUUUAGUGCAGCCGCUAGACCUGCCACAUGCCUCUCUACCUUCUGGAAUAACAGUUAGGAACGUCCGGCCGAGCAUGCUUUGUACACAGGUUGGAAGUCAGCUUCUAAGUGUCUCACUGAGGUAUAAGAGGCACAAACAGUAAAGUGCACACUGGCUUCUCUUAGAGGAACAAGCAGCUUGAGUGCAGCAAAAACCCGUGUCUUUGUGACUGCUUUAAUGAAAUAAUGGGACCAUUCUUUCUGGUCUCUUCUGACACCCGAAGAGGCUUCAACUCUAUGCUUCCUUCCCACACAAGCUUUCCUUCCCUUCUCUCAGUUUAAAGCAUUUUUACUGC
Messenger RNA from Peromyscus californicus insignis, 837 nucleotides. It is a transcript of the gene Cytl1, whose product is annotated as cytokine like 1. Gene Ontology annotation, biological process: positive regulation of transcription by RNA polymerase II. The transcript is spliced from 4 exons. Lineage: Eukaryota; Metazoa; Chordata; Mammalia; Rodentia; Cricetidae. The record is from RefSeq and is a predicted model, not a curated record. The coding region runs from base 3 to 419 and encodes 138 amino acids.